AAAAUUCGAUUGGCCAGCCUUCACGGUUCCUAGUCACAGAGAUUAUCCACCUCCUCAGCAGCUUUUUCAGUCGGGCGAAGCAUCCGGAUCUCCUCACGCAUCUGGAUCUCCUCGAGGCUUUGGAUUGACUCCAUUUCGAGCAUCUGGAUCGACUCAAGACAGGGGCUCUAUCUCCUCUAUUAAUCGGUUAGCCUCUGGAUCCAAAAAAGUGGCGGCGUCGAAUCAAUCUCCAGCGCCAGUUCAGUCUCCAGUCAUGAAUCAACAACGACCACCUCUUCAGGUACCAAGAGCCUCUGUGUCGUAUCACAGUUCUCAAGCUCAAAACUCACACGAUGAAGAAGAUGAAGCUGAAGCUGAAUCUGAGGAAGAUGGUUUAAGGGAUUCAACUGUCCCGGAAGAUGUACUCGCUAGUUUAAAUGAGAUGUUUACCAUGCCAGGCCUUGAGAAUUAUACCACUGUCAUCUCUUCCACAUUGGAGCCUGAAACCACUUGGUUUGGUAAGGACAAUGGUAAGCUGACCCGGAAGAUCACAAAGUGUUUUUCAAACAAGUUUGAUGGACCAUAUUACAGUUGGAGUUGUGUGCCAACUGCAAGAAGAGAAAGAUAUUCCUCGAAUUCGCGAAACAACACACUUGGCGUCCCUCACUGACAGGUGUGGUUGAAGCCAAAUUCUAUAAUAUUAUUCAACUUUGUAUGAAACACAUGGUUAGUAAGGCAGCGACAAAAAGAGAGAAGCCGUAUUGGAUUGAGAAAAAACUGUGGAAAGAGAUGUGUGACUAUUGGGACACUGAAGAAGCCAUAGCAAAGAGUUCAACCACAUCAACAGCUAGAAUGUCUGACCGUAAUGGUCUUGGUCCUCACAAGCAUGUAUCUAGUCCGAAGUCCUUCUUACAAGUAGAGCAAGAGAUGGAAGUUGAAUUGGGAAGACCGCCUACUAUUGGUGAAAUAUUCAUCAGGACUCAUACCAAGAAGGAUGGGACAUUUGUGGAUAGGAAGGCGCAGGAAAUCUAUGAGGCAUAUCUCAAGAACAAGACAACUAAGUUGGCUGCCCUUCAUGAGAAUGAUGAAUAGUCUGAUGGUACUUCGCGUCGCUCUGAGCUAUCUUAAGAGGAGGAUGAUGAGAUCUUCCUACAGUCUACUGUCACAAAUGAUAGAGGAGAAUACUUUGGAGUUGGAAGCUUAAGGGUUACAUCAACGGAAGCGUAAGUACCCAGGAAGCACUUCUUCUUUCACACCCCCUGCAAUCACAGCUUGAUGAUGCUAACCGCAAGAUAGAUGAACAAGCAGCUCUACAAGCAGAACGUGAAGCAGAGGCUGUGCGGGUCGCAGCUUAGCAAGCAGCUGAGAUAAAGCACUUGAUGAUGGUGAAGAAGUACUUGAGCGAAACAGACCCAAAUUUUCUGGCCUUCCUCAAAUCUCAAUAUACUCCUGCAGAUGCUCAAUCAAAGGUCCCUGCUACUACUCCUGCUACUGAUGUCCCUUAGCUUUCUCUCCUCUCAACUUAAAAACAUGAACUUGUUAUUUUGUUUGGUUUAUUAGUGGUGUUGGUACAAGUACUUGAACAAGUCUUAUUUUUUGGUUUUGUUUGGAUUGAACAAGUAUUAUUUGUAUGUUUAUUAUGUUUUUUUGUUUUAAUUCCAAGGUUCUAAGGUUCUUAUU
This is a messenger RNA of Arabidopsis lyrata subsp. lyrata, 1659 nucleotides long. RefSeq lists its product as uncharacterized. The record is from RefSeq and is a predicted model, not a curated record. The transcript is spliced from 5 exons. Bases 254 to 649 code for a protein of 131 amino acids. NCBI's taxonomy places the organism in Eukaryota, Viridiplantae, Streptophyta, Magnoliopsida, Brassicales, Brassicaceae.